ACAGGGACGCGUCCACAUUGUUUUUGGCGGGUCACACUGAUUUUCGUUCGUUAUAUUCUCCGUUAUUGGCCAUUCUGUCCAUUUUGACAACCACAAAAAUGACGACUGUACGGAGAGCAAUGACAAACGCCCAGCGUGAAAAAAUGAUGGCCAAGUCACGUCACCAGGAAGAGGCUAGGGAGGAUGCUUUGCGCCAUCUCGCUGAGGAACAGAUGCUACAGGCAAAUUUGGCGAGUGAAGAAACAGUUGAAGAGAGAAGGUUCUUGAGACGUUAUCAUAUGGAGCAAAAGGAGAGAGAAAUGGAAGAGGCCAUUGUUAAUGCACAGAGAAACAAAGAGCUGAAAGAGAGACAACUUGAGCAGGAUGAAAAACUGGCUAAAGAGUUGGAGAGAAUCAAGAUGGAGAAACUAAGGGAUGAAAAAAUACGGCAACAACUAAGAGAGGAGAGCCCGGAAUUAAGAGAACUUGAGGCCAUGUUAAAGUCAGCAUACAUGAAUAAGGAAAGAUCAGCACAGAUUGCAGAGAAAGAAGCUCACAAGUAUGAUAAUAUGUACCGUGACGCCGAGAUUGCCCAGCAAAUGAAGGAGGAGCAUGCACGUGCGCAGGAGGCUGAGAGGGUGAAGAUGGAGGAGCGUUACCGCGAGCAGGUCAGGUACCAGCAGGAGCUGGAGAAACAGCUGGAAGAGAAGGAGCUGAAGAGGCAGCAGGCUUACGAAGAGUUCCUCAAGGAGAAGCUCAUGAUUGACGAAAUCGUCAGGAAGAUCUACGAGGAAGACCAAAAAGAUUACGAACUGCGACUGAAAAAGAGGAAAGCUACCCAAGAGUUCAUCGCAGAAUUCACAGAGGCACGCAAACGCUGGAAGGACGAAGAAUGUCGCAGAAUGGAGGAGGAAAACCGCAAAAUUAUGGAGUACGCAAAAUUCCAGAACGAAAGAGAAAAGGAACGAACCCAGGAAAAGAAAAAGAAAGAAGAGCAGAUGUCAAGAGUGCAAGAUGCUUUGUCUAAAGAAAUUGCUGAGCGUGAGGCAGAGAGAGAAGAGAUGGAGAGAGUCAGACUGGAGCUCUACAUGGAAGAGGAAGAAGAGAAAGAGAGACAGAAAGAAAAGGCUGACAUGGAGAGAGCAUUCCGACAGAGACUUGAGUUACAACAGACCCACGCUCAGCAGAUGCACUUCAAGGCUCUGAGGAAACAAGCCGAGAUAGAGGAAGAGGAGGCGUUUAGACAACAGGUUCUGGCUAAGUUUGCCGAGGAUGAUCGUAUUGAGCAGAUGAACGCUCAGAAGAGGAGACUGAAGCAGCAGGAACAUAAGAGAGCUGUUGAGGAGUUGAUCUUGAAAAGGAGGGAACAGUUUGCCAAAGAUAGGGAACUUGAACUGGAGAGUAGGAAGGAGGAAGAAAGAAUGGAACAAUACCGUAAACAAAUCAUUGAGGAAGAAAGGCAAAGGUUGCUACGGGAACAUGCGGCUAGAUUGCUUGGAUACCUGCCCAAGGGUGUCAUCCGUGAUGAGAAGGAUUUGGACAUGCUUGGGCCAGAGUUUAAGGCAGCUUAUGCUAAGACCCAAUUUGACCCAUUUGAUGAGGAAUCUUUGAACAAUUUUAAAUAAGAAAAAGCAUGUACCAAAAUUUUUUUUCUACGUUUUCCGAAAGUUUUACUUGUCCUGAAUGUUGAAAGAUCCCUACUGAAAAUAUUUUCGUGCUAAACUUCUGGUUAAUCUAAAAAUUCUGUGAUAUAUUUUAUCAUUUUCUAAAGUUGAUUCUACUUCUCAAAGAUACAUACUCUCCUCAAAAUAUUUGACAAGUAAAGAGCUGAUGGUAUUUUUUAAUUUUCACAUUUUGUCUGUUUUCUUUUUUCUGUACCAAAUAAAGGUUGUAAAUCGUUGCCCUUAGUGCAUUUAACCAUAAAAAAGUGAAUUAAUUAAUUAUACAUUGUAACAUUUUCUUGGACAGAUAUUGCUCGACAACAUGGCAAGAAAAUCGAGGAAUCGAUACAUGCUUGUUAACCAAAUCUGACAGAUUUAUAUCAUUUUCAG
Liolophura sinensis is the source of this 2030-nucleotide messenger RNA. Its product is annotated as meiosis-specific nuclear structural protein 1-like. NCBI's taxonomy places the organism in Eukaryota, Metazoa, Mollusca, Polyplacophora, Chitonida, Chitonidae. The record is from RefSeq and is a predicted model, not a curated record. The transcript has 11 exons. Gene Ontology annotation, biological process: cilium organization. Gene Ontology annotation, cellular component: motile cilium. Bases 99 to 1604 code for a protein of 501 amino acids.